Messenger RNA from Fusarium musae, 621 nucleotides. RefSeq lists its product as uncharacterized. NCBI's taxonomy places the organism in Eukaryota, Fungi, Ascomycota, Sordariomycetes, Hypocreales, Nectriaceae. The transcript has 2 exons. Gene Ontology annotation, cellular component: multivesicular body; ESCRT III complex. Gene Ontology annotation, biological process: protein transport; endosome transport via multivesicular body sorting pathway; late endosome to vacuole transport. Bases 1 to 621 code for a protein of 206 amino acids. The record is from RefSeq and is a predicted model, not a curated record.
AUGGCGAACCGUCAGAUGGCCCGCGACAUGCAAGUCGAGUUCCAGGCUCGUUUCCAAGCCAAGCAGGCUCGCCGCGAGGCCCAGAAGGCAGCCAAGCAGGACCCUAUCCUGAAGAAGCAGAUCCAGGACCUUCUCAAAAAGGGCGAGACGCAGAAGGCUUACCAGAAGGCCAAGAUGCUGCUGUCGAAGCAGGCGCUUGCCCAGCAGAUGGAUCAGAUGGCUGAUAUGGCCGAAUUGUCUGCUGCGCAGAUUCAGGCCAACAACUCGAUGAACCGCAUGACACAGAUGAUGGCCCAGUCAUCACGAACUAUGAACGUGGCCCAGAAGAACACCAACCCCGAAAAGACCCUCGUUACUCUUGAACAGUUCAAGCAGCAAAACGAAGAAUACGCCAUGUCCAACGGCAUCUACCAGGACGCCAUCACCCAGUCUACCUCUACCCAAGUCGGCGAGGAUGCUGUCCACGAACUUCUCGGCAAGCUUGCCGACGACGCUGGCCUUGAGCUCAGCAAGGAACUCAACCAGGCGACACCUUCUAACGCCGAGCCUCAGCAGACUAACGAGCCUACCGCCGAGGAGGAAGAUAAGCUCCAGCAGAGGCUGCGAGCCCUGCGCGCAUAG